GUUUAGCGGACUCGAUAAACAACCCGGGGUCUUCCUUCCACCUUUUUAAGGACAGAGUUCAGGUUGCAGGGAGCAAGGCCCAGCAGCGAUUGCAUCUGACGACCUCUAAAUUGCUUACUGUUAAUCUGUAGGUUCCUGUGUCAGUAUCAGACCUUCCGCGGAAUCGGUUACUGUAUUGAGCACACAGAAUUCCGAAGUAGACGCCAAGACUUGAGCUAGGCUAACUAUCAAAGUCACCUGCUCGGCAAGAGUUCAUAGCAUGCCGGACAUGCUUCGGACCUCGCGCCAAGCGCCCCCACCCUCGUCUUGACUGAGGGCCCGUCAACCACGCAAGUGGGAGUUCCCGCAGUGUAGACCUUGUCGCUAUCAAGCACAAACACAAGCACAGCAGCCCCCCAACUGACAGUCCUUGCCUUCCCCGAAAGUCGAAAAAGGCAAAAAAUGGGGGAGAUUACGGCAGAGGCGCCGUUCCCUUUGACGGACACUGACAAGUGGAUACUCUCAUUGACAGAUGAGGAGUACCAAUAUCAUGACUGGGAGGAUUUACGGCAGAUCAUUGCUGAGAAUAAUCUCUCGGUCCUGAAGCGCAAGCCCUCAGAUCUCCGCAAGUACAUGAAGUGGACAGGAGAAACAAAAGCAGAAUAUGGCUCCAUGUCCCAGUACCUGCUUGUCCAUCGACUGCCCAAAGCUUGGGGCAUACCGCCUUUCACCCCCCAAUCAAAGACGCCGUUUGAGGAUCCUUCAGACUACCGGGUACUGCUGAAUGAUUGGCCAUACGGACUGACUCCCGAUAUAGCCCAUAUCGUUGUAUGGUCAAGAACCCUUGUCGAGACGGAUACCCAGACAGGUGACAUGACCCCGGAAAGUCGAAAGACUAUCGAGGCAUUCGUCAAGAGGUUCUUCAUGGACAGACUUGGACCCGGCGGCCAAGACCGGGUCCUCUGGUUCAAGAAUUGGGUCGCAUUGCAGAGUGUUCGGUCUCUAGAGCACAUCCAUGUCAUGGUGCAAGAUGUUCCGAAGGAGAUCCUGGAAGAAUGGUCCAGAGAGCUGGAGUGUCACAAAGCCGCAUAGAACAGCCCGUAGAUAGAUGGUAUGUAGUCAA
Messenger RNA from Truncatella angustata, 1102 nucleotides. RefSeq lists its product as uncharacterized. The coding region runs from base 442 to 1071 and encodes 209 amino acids. The record is from RefSeq and is a predicted model, not a curated record. Lineage: Eukaryota; Fungi; Ascomycota; Sordariomycetes; Amphisphaeriales; Sporocadaceae. Gene Ontology annotation, biological process: N-acetylglucosamine metabolic process. The transcript is spliced from 2 exons. Gene Ontology annotation, cellular component: cytoplasm.